AUGUCGGCCUAUCAUCCCAAACAGCCGCCUGCCCCUCAACCCACACGCGUCUUCUUUGACCCGUUCAACUCGUCGUCCACGGGCCACCAACGUGCCGAAAAUCGACUGUCGGGGUCCACCUCCUGGCGCGACUCUCGCACCUACAAACUCGCGCACCAAUUCAAGGACACGACCGGCCGUGGCGGCCACCAACAUCUCGCUGAUUUAGUGGGUGCGGGGAGUGAGAAUUUUGGCCAGGAUGGACGCAAGGCGAAUGGCGACUGCCAGGAGACUGCGCAGGACAAGGGAUGGCAGGAUAUCAGAGAUCUGAUGGGUGGCACUAAGAAACGACCGAGUGGGAUAAUAUUAAUAGAAGACACCGGAUCUGCCUGCAAGCGACCGAAGACAAGCCACGAUGGCCCCCAACUCCGCCACAAGGAUAACACAGACUCUUCCCAUUUGGGACAACGACAGCAAGACGGCCUAGACACUAAUACUCUGCAAUCUCAAUCUCAACCUCAACCGCCCCAGAUCUUCCGCAACUUGACCAUCUACCUCAACGGAAGUUCCUUUCCUGUUAUCUCGGACCAUAAGCUCAAGCACGUCUUUGCCCAGCACGGCGGCAACACCUCCAUUUCUCUCGGCCGUCGGACCGUCACGCACGUCAUCUUGGGCAACACCGCCGCAGGCGGGGGCGGCUUAGCGAGCGGCAAGAUCCAGAAGGAGGUGCACCUGGUGCACGGAAAGGGCGUGAAGUAUGUCACGGCGCAGUGGGUGGUGGACAGCGUUGCCAGAGGCGUCAGACAGCCCGAGAGCAAGUACGUGCCGGACGGGGUGGGCGGGAGGAUUGGAGGGAGCGGGCAGGUGAGUGUCAGGCAGAUGUUCCAGCGUAAAGGAUGA
Molecule: messenger RNA, 879 nt
Organism: Fonsecaea erecta
Lineage: Eukaryota; Fungi; Ascomycota; Eurotiomycetes; Chaetothyriales; Herpotrichiellaceae
Exons: 1
Coding region: 1-879 (292 amino acids)
Source: RefSeq, a predicted model, not a curated record